AUGAAACUAAUGAAUAAAUCAGAACAAUAUACAGAAUCUUAAUGUGCUGGAUUAGCAAAUUCCAGGGAAAACUUAAUGAUGGUAGAAUAAUUGCAGUGAAGCAAUUGUCUGUGAGAUCAUGCCAAGGCAAGAGCCAGUUUGUUACAGAAAUAAGAACUAUAACUGCUGUGCAGCAUCGAAACCUUGUCAAACUACAUGGUUACUGCAUUGAGGCAGAUCAACGCCUGCUUGUUUAUGAGUAUCUUGAAAACAAGAGCCUAGAUCAGGCACUAUUUGGAAGAGGAAGUUUGAACCUCAACUGGCAAACACGUUAUGAUAUAUGCUUGGGAGUAGCUAGGGGUCUGGCUUAUCUUCAUGAAGAGUCAAGGCUUCGAAUUGUACACAGAGAUGUAAAGGCCAGUAAUAUUUUGCUGGAUUCUGCCCUGAUCCCCAAGAUUUCUGAUUUUGGUCUAGCAAAACUUUAUGAUGAUACGAAGACCCACUUAAGUACCCGUGUUGCCGGGACAAUUGGGUAUCUUGCACCAGAGUAUGCAAUGCGUGGACACCUUACUGAGAAGACCGACGUGUUUGCCUUUGGUGUUGUGGCUCUAGAAGUUGUCAGUGGGAGACCUAAUUCUGACUCAAGCUUGGAGGGAGAGAAGAUGUAUCUUCUUGAAUGGGCUUGGCACCUAUAUGAAAACAACCGUGAAGUUGAACUAGUUGACUCUAAUAUGUUAGAAUUUGAUGAAGAAGAAGUGAAAAAUGUCAUAGCAGUAGCCCUUUUGUGCACUCAGACAAUUCCAAUGCAAAGGCCAUCAAUGUCUCGUGUGGUGGCUAUGCUUUCUAGAGAUACUGAAGUGAGCAGAGUAACUUCAAAGCCUGGAUACUUGACUGGCUGGAGAUUUGAUGACACAACAAGUUCUAUGAGUGAUCAAGCUACAAGAGCAGCUGAUACCAGCCAUCAUACCACACCGACAAGCACAAGAAUGGUGGCUGACGUAGAGAACCUUGCAGAAAAGGCUACUUAACCUAUGCUUCAUAAUAUUUUGGGAUAGGGCAGGUGAUUUCAUAAUCCUAUCCAUUCAUCUAUUCUUAUUCUUGAUUACACAGAUUGUAUAUUAUUGUAGAAUUUGAGUGGCAGACAUUUUCUGAACGAGUUUCCUGUUGUUUCUCAAAUCAAUUUAGUUUCUGUCAAACCAUACAGAUGGUGAAUAUCAAGGCCUUGUCUGAGGUGAAUUAAAAUAUGAAAAUCUUG
Rubroshorea leprosula is the source of this 1234-nucleotide messenger RNA. The record is from the annotation of a GenBank genome assembly. NCBI's taxonomy places the organism in Eukaryota, Viridiplantae, Streptophyta, Magnoliopsida, Malvales, Dipterocarpaceae.